ACUUUGGGCUUUUGACCCGAAGGGACGCAGCUUGUCUCGGUCUGAGGCGCGCGUUAAGGCGCGGAGAUGGCACUAAAACGCGCGCCUUACAUCCCCGCGCGCGUUCUGGUGACAUCCGCGCGCUUGUCCUGCAGUGCCGCAGGUUUCCGUUGAGCUGAAGGCGGUGAGAAAGUUGCAAUCUGCGCCGCUGCUCCGUCGUCAUCGUCCUUGUUUUUUUUAUCUGCGCGCGCAAGCCCGCGACCCACUGGCUGGUUUCAUAACGAGAGCGUGGAAUGGAGCUGUGAGGGGGACGGACGCGGCGGCCCUUCACAGCAGCGCUGAUCUUCAUCCACGGAGCAUGCAGAGCGCGCGCUGAGCGGAGGAGGAGAUGCUGUAGAGGAGGCUGCUGGUGCUGAUGCUGCUGCUGCCGCUGCUGCCCCAUCAGCUGUUCUUUGCGUCUUGAGCAUCAUCGGUCAGAGAGAGACAGAGAUCCGGGACACCGCAGACGCAGGAUGGACUUCAAGCAUCUGGUGGAGGCGGCGGAGAAGUGGUGCUCCGGGAACCCGUUCGAGCUCAUCUUCGCCGAAGAGAACGACGAGAGGCGGCUGGACUUCUAUGCGGAGCCCGGCGUCUCCUUCUACGUGCUGUGUCCCGGCGGCACCGACAGCUUCCAUGUGUGGAGUGAGAGUGAGGACUGCCUUCCCUUCCUCCAACUGGCCCAGGACUACAUCUCCUCCUGUGGGAAGAAGACUCUGCUGGAGGUGCUGGAGAAAGUCUUCACCUCCUUCAGGCCUCUGCUGGGUCUUCCAGACAUAGACGACGACACCUUCGAGCACUUCCACGCCGAUGUGGAGGGGGAACCUGGACCUGACCAGCAGCAGAUGGGGGUCAGCCAGCAGUGAUCAGCCCCCCCACACCCAUGACCUGAGACCUGAACCUGGGCGGAGCUGCUCCCACAUCGGGACAUGAACACACCAAAACAUACUUGCAGUCAACUCGCUGGAAUUGCACCAUUUUUCUUGAAUGUCUGAGUGGCUUUGCUUCCCAAAGAAUGCACUUUGUCCAGUCCUCCAUAGAACAAACACAAGCACACACACACACACACACACACUGGGGAGAUGUACAAGCAAGUAUCAAACUAAUCCUCAAUCUGCUUGGUUCCUCAGAACGAAUCCAGACGUUUCGUUAAAGUCGACAAUAAACCCUUUUCUCAGCUGAAGACCGAGGAUGAGGAAGAAGGAAACGUGAAGGUGUACAGGGGGGGCUCCAUAUACCACACGAUGAACAUCAUGCAGUUACAGGAAACCCAUUUUAGGUGUUUGAUGUUACACAUCGUCACCGACUGUUUUGGAUCAGCCCCCUCCCCCAUGCUGCACAUGACACUCCCCUCCUGCAGUCUUCCUGGUUGUUCAGUUUCCUCCUCUAUCUCUGCUGUCUUCAAUCUGUCAUCUGAUGACCAAGCUGGGGGGCACGCCCUCACCCCAGGGUGGGGAGCACGGCUGGUCGCCCGAGUUCUCUCCAGCCUUGGUGGAUCAGAUAGACAGAUCCACUGCACAUGUCCCCCCUCCCUCAUGAGCCUGUGAUCGUCCAGCAGUCUCCUUUGUUUGCUCAAUAAACCGUGUGAGCAGA
Molecule: messenger RNA, 1608 nt
Organism: Oryzias melastigma (Indian medaka)
Lineage: Eukaryota; Metazoa; Chordata; Actinopteri; Beloniformes; Adrianichthyidae
Gene: mturn
Product: maturin, neural progenitor differentiation regulator homolog (Xenopus)
Exons: 3
Coding region: 492-881 (129 amino acids)
Biological process (GO): positive regulation of megakaryocyte differentiation; regulation of signaling
Cellular component (GO): cytoplasm
Source: RefSeq, a predicted model, not a curated record